AUGGAAUUGACGCCACGCCACGACCAGCCGCUGUUGGUGCCCGGCUCAGCUAUGCUGGAAGCCAUGUCGACACCCUGUGUUGUGUCCGUGCGCGUAGUGGCUGCGGUAGAACUGCUGCCUAUGCACAAGGGAAUUAUCAGUAAUGCCAUGGUAGAAGUCUCACUUUUACACAAGAAUGGUUCAAAUCAGUUUUGUUAUAGUAUGGGCAAUGACCAUAAGAACGUCAUUUUCAUGUACUGGGUAGACACAGACAGCGUCAUUGGCGUCUUGUUUACGGUGAGGCAUAUUGAAAAGUUUGGUCUUGUCAAAAAGGAUAUCGGACAGCUAAUGCUGUCACUACGAGACAUUAUGGAGCUAAAACUGCAAUUGCCUCAUGAGCAGACAUUUCAUUUGCAGUCGACGGAGAAGAUGAUUCGGCGAGAUGCUUUAGAAGCUUCGAGCAAUCGCAAAUCUGGCAAGCUCAUAGUUCGUAGUAACGGCUACGGUGUGCCUACCAGCUACACGGUUACGACUAAUGGUCGUGUGUCGAAUAUGGUAAACACGCUCGUGACCCAUGAAGACGAGUUUGGACGUAGCUCCAAGUCUCUCGUAGUGCACGACAUUCGGGCCGAAGUGCGCAAGCUGCAGGGUUUUCAUCAGACAAAACCAAAGCCAGGCGAGAUGUGGUUUGCUGUAAACGCGGACUGGGUCCAUGCUUGGUUGCUCUUUGUGUCAAAGUACAAGGGUGAAGAGGAUCACAACCCUGGCACUGUAGACAACAUGCCGCUGAUUUCAGACGACCUAUCGAAUGGCACGUUUCAGAUUAAGAAGAAUUUGGUCAUUAAGAAGGAUUUUCGGAUGAUCAACAAACAGAGCUGGGACUACUACCAGCAUGUAUAUGGUGGGGGACCUGCGAUUGAAGUGCAGAUUCCUAUAGACUGCGCCAAUCCGCCGCAGUGGCUAGAAACUCUUCAGCUCAGUAAAGUUGCCCGUGUCAACUCUAAUUACGUCGAUAUGCACUGA
Messenger RNA from Peronospora belbahrii, 1002 nucleotides. The record is from the annotation of a GenBank genome assembly. Lineage: Eukaryota; Oomycota; Peronosporomycetes; Peronosporales; Peronosporaceae.